AUGCGCGUGGGGACGAGUAGCAGCAGCAGCAUCAGCGCGCCUACAUCUCUGCUCUCCUCCCUCUUCACCACCCGCGCCUGCUGCAUACACUCGGCCCUGCAAGCUCCAACACAGCGACAUUUCUCCUCGACGCCUCGCCCUCUCAACUGGCUUAUCCCCAAAGCCGGCGAAACCACCAAAUCCCGCAAAGGCCGACCCCAAUGCCCCACGGGCGGCAGCACCAAAGGCACGACACUCGUCUGGGGCUCUUACGGCAUCCGACUCAAAGACACCGACCGACGCAUCUCCGCCUCACAACUCAAAAUCGCCGACGAAACCAUCAAGAAACGUCUCCGAGGCUUCAAAUAUCGCCUCUACCAUCGCGUCUCGGCAGGUGUUGGAGUCUACACGUCGGGAAACGAUCAGAGAAUGGGUAAAGGAAAAGGAACGUUUGAUUAUUGGGCGGCGCGAGUCCCUGUGAGUAGAAUUUUGUUUGAAUUGGAAGGGACUAUACACGAGCAGAUUGUGAGAGAUGCGUUUCGAUUGGCCGGCAAUAAAUUGCCGGGACAGUAUGAGUUUGUGAGGAAAGGAGAUCCUCCUGUCAUGGGGAUUACGAAGUUGGGCGAGGGAGUUACGGAGGAUAUGUUGAGGAGACCGAGGAGACAGGUUCCUGCUCCGGGACCGAAUAUGGUGAAGCAGGCGGAGAGAAUGCCUGCUACGACGCCGCCAUGAAGCCUAUGUCAUGGACUGUCGCAAUGAAUCUAUCUUGUACAGAAGAAUGUGUUCUGCCCAUGAAGCAUGCGAACAAAUAGCUGCAUGUCAAGUCAUCAAGGACACAAUGUUUCACCCCGAGCGUAUUUGCUUUCAAAAAGGCCUAUGUUCUCAGUCAUCCAGCAGCCGAUCUUCAUGAACGACAGGGUUGUGGAAAGAGUAGCAAUGAGGUUGCAAUGCCCAUCCCUCGGGCUUCAUAAUUUUUACAAUUUGAGAACACCUUGGCUACAUAAGAAUAUUACCUUACUGUAGUGUGGCGCAAUAUCAU
This is a messenger RNA of Sphaerulina musiva SO2202, 1018 nucleotides long. RefSeq names its product mitochondrial large ribosomal subunit protein L16. Lineage: Eukaryota; Fungi; Ascomycota; Dothideomycetes; Mycosphaerellales; Mycosphaerellaceae. Gene Ontology annotation, biological process: mitochondrial translation. The record is from RefSeq and is a predicted model, not a curated record. The transcript has a single exon. Gene Ontology annotation, molecular function: structural constituent of ribosome; rRNA binding. Gene Ontology annotation, cellular component: mitochondrial large ribosomal subunit; ribosome. Bases 1 to 711 code for a protein of 236 amino acids.